AUGCUAGUACAACCUCGCAAGAUUUGCGAUGGUGCCGUCUUCCAGAACGUGCGGUAUUACAUGGCCGGGUCUUGGAAAAAGAACCGUGUGUCUGUUGCCCAAGCCUGGAUGGACAAGCUGUCGGGGUCCAAGAGGAAGAUACUGGGAAGUCUAUGGAAACAUCCGGAUAUAAUAGCAGCUAUGGAUAGCAUGCUUUGUUUUCCUGGUUAUUGGGAUGGGCUUCAGCUUGGGAACUGGGCAAAACAUCUGGCCGCCCGCAUCAAUCCGCUCAUCAUCAACUAUUGGGUGCAUAUUAAGAACGUCGCUUUGAAAAUAAUGGCUGGACAUGAAGACAAGCUGCAUCUAUUUAAUGCAAAUACAGUUGCAAUUCUUCAAUAUCGGGCGCCGUCGUGGAAUUCGCAAGACCGAGCACAGAUCUGCGAUCUUUUUGAGGACGGAACACUGUUUCCUGGCAUUUUAUCAAAGAGUGCUCGAGACAGAAUUAAAGACAACAUUCUUGAGCUCCCGGAUUCAAUACCUAGCAUCCAGACCUUUCAUGAAAACAUGAGAUAUUUGACGAUUGGAGCUAAAAUCCUUGAGAAACACAUUGAGAACCGGCCGUCAGAGAGCCGGGCUGAUACAAUCGAGCCCAUGUGUUCCAGUCUUAUUGAGAAUUUAAAAAAGGACUGGAACAGUCGUGGGGCUUCGAUGGAAGUCGGCCACGGUCGCAUGAUCCAGGUGAAUGAGCCAACUGCCGACGCUGCAGUCAUUCAAGCAUUUCUAGCCGCAUUGCGCUACUUCCCUUACUUGUCACCCGAGGCGCCUCUAAGGGACUUUGACAAGAGAGUGUGGAUGGCGGGCAAUUUUGAUAAUAGCGUUCUAAGCCGUCUCUGUGUCACUCUUAAAGAUUUAGGUUUCUCUAACGCGAAUAUUGAGAAAGGGCGUCUUCACCCGAUUGAGAACCGGCACAUAUCGUACACCCAGCCGAAGAGGAGGAGGGACUGGCGCAGUGGAAAACCUUGCCUCGCGGGGUACCACAUCCUACUGCAAUCGUCUUUUUUCCCACAACUAUUCGCGGAAUCCUUAGAUGACAAGGUGCCACCAGAGCUACGUGUGCAAAGCCAUAUUUUGCAAGCUUUUUUUGGAGGUAAACCGAAGGUUCCAUCGCUGGUAUCAGCUGCAUCUCUUCGUGCUGAAAUGGACGUGGAUACAACAGAGCCAAAUGAGGCAUGGAGGAGUGAGCCAGAGAUAGAUGAAGACGCAAGGCUAGGUGAAGUAUUAAAGUUAUGGUCAAGGGGCAAUAAUGAAACGCGCGCCAAAAAGAAACGAAAGGACAAAAUGCCUCGAGGUAUUGCUCGGUCUGCAACAAGUCGCGACAAGCCGCGCGUUCGGGCCAGAGGGCCCAAAUUCACAUUCGGGCAGCAGAAUGUCCCAGACAUCCCAGCGACUCGGGCGUCUGAUCUCUACGUUGGCCCACCAGUAGAUCCAGCGGGUAUCCCGACUCAAGCGCUGGCGCACUUGACUCCCCCGACUAAGAAUCCAAAUCGGGCCAAAGAAAAGAAACGCAAGCAUAAUGAAGUAUCUGAAGCCGCAGAAGUGCCAGAAAAGAGGCAUAGGAAGCGGGACCAGGACGGGGGUAUUCAAGCCGUGGGAGAGCAGGCUGGGGGAGAGCAGGCUGGGGGAGAGCAGGUCACCCAAAUACAGCCGGCCGAAGAGCUAGGACGAGCAGUAGUGGAGGAUCUAGCAAGCAUGUCACAGGAUGUGCGCUGGAAGAGGAAGGGACCCUUGGAAGCACCUGUUGCAACACCUGCGCUACCGCCCUCUAUGAAUGCCCAGAAUUCAACAUCAGUAGUUCAGCGAGGUCGCGAACCACUGUCGAAGCCUUCUCAGCAUGUCCAUCCCGAAAAUGACCCGCAAAUUCCUGAAAUUAACGAUGAUGAUGCCUUCUCUCCUCCUCACCUAGAACAGGAGGCUGAGCUUUUUGCUAUCGGGGACUAA
Messenger RNA from Metarhizium acridum CQMa 102, 1977 nucleotides. RefSeq lists its product as uncharacterized. Lineage: Eukaryota; Fungi; Ascomycota; Sordariomycetes; Hypocreales; Clavicipitaceae. The record is from RefSeq and is a predicted model, not a curated record.